Messenger RNA from Contarinia nasturtii (swede midge), 1038 nucleotides. Its product is annotated as juvenile hormone esterase-like. The record is from RefSeq and is a predicted model, not a curated record. NCBI's taxonomy places the organism in Eukaryota, Metazoa, Arthropoda, Insecta, Diptera, Cecidomyiidae. The transcript is spliced from 7 exons. Bases 1 to 1023 code for a protein of 340 amino acids.
AUGAAUUACGUGGACGUUACCUUACAUCUCGUUAGGAGGACAUGUGUUGUUUCGAGUUUUUAUAUUUUUAUUGUCUUAGAUUAUCUUAGAUUAAACGUAUAUUCUCGAAAUGUUAACACCGAGAAAAAACGUGACGUUAUCAUUUACAUUCAACCGGGUGGUUUUUAUGUGUUUUCUGGUCGAACCGACGUUUUUGAUCCUCAACAUUUGAUGGAUCAUGAUAUUGUUUUGGUCACGAUUAAUUAUCGUUUAGGAACAUUAGGUACUCUAACCAAAGAUGCACCUGGUAAUAUGGGUUUCAAGUCAAAAUCAAUUCAAAACAAUAUCGAUAAAUUUGGUGGAAAUCCAAAUUCGGUCACACUAUUAGGAUAUAGUGCUGGGGCAUUCAGUAACUCGUUGCAUUUGGUAUCGAAGAUGUCUCAAGGCCUUGCAACUAAAGAAGACUAUGCUAAUACAUUACCUAGUAUGUUUGAAUUUCCCGAAUCAAAUCCAACACUUUUAUAUUAUCCGGUUGUUGAGCCCGACUUUGGGCAGGAUCGAUUUUUAACUGAUAACCCAACAUAUAUUACGCAAAAUGCUACACUACGUGAGCAAAUAAGCAAAAACAUUUUGAAAUUGGCACCAAUCCGUUUUCUAUAUGAAAGAGAUACACCGAGAUCUGAGGAGAUUAGUGCAAGGCUGCAAUCAUUUUACUUUGGGAAUUCCACUUCAGAUGAUUGGUUGACCACUUCAGAUGAUUGGAUUCCACUUCAAAUGAUGGGCUUAAAGACUCCUCAUACAAAAGUGUUCCAUUAUAAAUUCAGUUAUACUGGCCGGUAUAGUUGGACCUAUUAUCCAGGCGAUAAACCUUAUGGUGCUGUUCGUCAUGAUGAAUUACUUUACUUGUUUUAUGUUUCAUUUCAAACACCGUUAUUCAACACAACAGAUCCCGAAAAUCAAAUGGUACAAAAAAUGACUGGCUGGUGGACGAAUUUUGCAAGAAGCGGAACCGCAUGCAAAAUAUCGAUAGUAAAAAUCGCUUGAAUCGGUUAAUAAAAG